This is a messenger RNA of Glycine soja, 774 nucleotides long. Its product is annotated as probable E3 ubiquitin-protein ligase BAH1-like. The record is from RefSeq and is a predicted model, not a curated record. The coding region runs from base 1 to 774 and encodes 257 amino acids. The transcript is spliced from 6 exons. Lineage: Eukaryota; Viridiplantae; Streptophyta; Magnoliopsida; Fabales; Fabaceae.
AUGAAUGCUAUUGCAAUGAGGGAAAUACUUCAGAAAUAUGAUAAAGUACACAGCUCUUUGAAUGGAAAGAAUUUCAAGUCUAGGAUGAAUGCCGAACACAUUGACCUUUUGCACUCACCUUGGCUAAUUGAAUUGGGAGCUUUUUAUCUGAAUUCUAGCGGACUAGAUAAUUGUGAGCUUGAUGGAGUCUACGGUUUCUUUUCAUGUGAUCUAAGCAUAACUAAAGCUGUAAUGACGUUGGUUCUUCCCGAUUCUAUUAAUCUCGAGUAUGAUUUAACUUGUGCAAUUUGUCUGGAUUUUGUUUUCAACCCAUAUGCUUUGAGUUGUGGUCCUAUCUUCUGCAAGUCGUGUGCUUGCUCAGCUGCCUCUGUGAUGAUUUUUCAAGGCCUUAAAUCUGCAAGUCCCGAGUCAAAGUGUCCUAUAUGCAAAGAGGCUACUGUUUACUCUCAGAGCCGUUCCUUUGCUAUUGGUGUUGGUGUAGUGAAUUCUUUUGGAUACCGUAAGGAUCGAAAUGGUCAAUGGCUAAAGAAAGAUGCACUUUCUCCACAAGAUGAGCGUACUCCUUCUCCUCCUCCUCAGCGAGAUGAUUCAGCCCUCAUGACUGAUGUUCUUUCUAAGUUAUGGGGUCUUCGUACUUAUGUUGGAGAACGUUUUGAUUCAUUGGAUAAUCGCUUUGCCGGCAUGGAUAUCCGUCUCACACAACUUGAAGAAGAUCUUCAUGAUGGAACUCCCCUCGGCCAAUCGUCACUCGACAGCAGCUCCGUCCUAGCGUAG